Messenger RNA from Symphalangus syndactylus (siamang), 6557 nucleotides. RefSeq names its product phospholipase C eta 2 (gene PLCH2). The record is from RefSeq and is a predicted model, not a curated record. Gene Ontology annotation, biological process: phosphatidylinositol-mediated signaling; release of sequestered calcium ion into cytosol; phosphatidylinositol metabolic process. Gene Ontology annotation, molecular function: calcium ion binding; phosphatidylinositol-4,5-bisphosphate phospholipase C activity. Lineage: Eukaryota; Metazoa; Chordata; Mammalia; Primates; Hylobatidae.
GUCCUUAGGGCAGGCAGGGCAGCCCCCUGCAGAGGCCUGUGUCAGGAAGGAUUAGCCAGGCCUCCACCCGCCUGGUCAGUGGAGGAUUCUGACUCUGCUGCUGAGGAGGUCAGGGGGCCUGGGUGCAGGAGCCUGGGCCCCACGUUGUGGGGCUGGGGCCAGGCACUCUAUGUGUGGCCCCUCUCAGAACCCCUGCCCAGGCAGGUGGGGGCCUCCAAGCCUUAACCCUAGCUGAUGGGGGAUCAGCUAGUGGCUGAGAGCUCAAGGGAGGGAGGGAGAGAGGAGGCAGAAGCCCAGCCUUGGGGAGCAUCGAGGAGGGAUGGGUGAGAGACGGGAGCACCCCCAGCUGGGGCCAGUCCCAGGGUGAGGGAAGAGCAGGUGUGUCCCAGUCCAGGAGGACUCUGAGGUGCAGGAAGGAGAACUGGACCCCCUGGGUCAGAGUGGAAGCCUGCAGCAGCCCAGUGUGAGGUGGGCAGGGGCCCUGGGCCAGGGCUGUGGCCAUCUGGUCUGUCUCCAGGCCUUCAGGCCACCUCUUGGCCCCUGUGCUGCCCCUUACACGGUGGCCUUCCUUAAAGCCCUGUCUUCCUGAGGACGCCCGGGACUCCAGCCCCUCUCCUCUCCCCACGGCUCAUGGCUCCCUAAUCUAAUUCCAUGGAAGAGCCCAGAAACGCCUGCUGACCUGCUUCCGCCAAGAGCAGCAGAGCCUAUGACGGGGCCCCUGGUGGGGGCCUGGGUUGGCUCUGCUGAUUGCAUCUGAUCUGGCUGGGUGUGGCCCCGGUCGUCAGUGGUCAGCCGGAGAUGCGUGGCCAUCUCCUCAGGGACUGCCACCUCCCACGCCUGACCUUGGCCCCAGGGCUCUGCCAGGAUGCCCAGCCCUGGCACCUGCCUGUCCUGAGCUCUGCAGGCCAAACUCCUCCCCUGGUGUGGGGGGCAGGAGGGCAGCUGCCCGGGACCUUGCAGUCCUUGUUGCUGGAGCCAGUAGAGCCUGGGCAGUGGGUGGGAAGAACGGCAGGGUUCCCCACAGCGUGGUCACGAAGAAUGGGCACGGCCAGGACACCGGUGGCUGGUGUUCAGCCGGGGUCUGCCCACCUCCCAUUCCCUGGUGUCCCGGCCUGGACUCAGGGAUGGGAAAGCCUGUGCUGUCCUGAGUGCCAGGCCAGUAAACAGGGUGGGCUGUGUGGUCCUGGUGGCAGUGGGACCUGGGGUCCUCACCUCAGUGGGAGCUGAGACGGUGGGGUGGGUCCUCCUUGGGCGAGGCCCCUCUCCAGGUCAGACGGCUGUCAUCCCUGCAGGGCAGAAUGCGGGGACAAACGUGCCCUGGGCAUGGGGCCGCCUCCUCCGCCACGGCUCAGUGACCGUGGAGAAAGGUCAGGCUGGGGCUGCAGCUGCAUGAGGGAGACAUGGAGACCCCAACCCAGGCUCAGGGUCCCAUAUCCUGGGCCUGGGCUGGGAGUUGUCGCUGUAAGGGCUCCGGCUUGGCUCUCCUCUCCAGCCACAGGGGCUGGGCGCUGCAGGGAUGAGGUGAGCUUCUGCCCCCACUCCGGGCCACCUGCCUCUGGACUUUGGGGAUCCACUCAGAGGUCCCCAAAAGUAGGGAUGGGGGUGAGGGCAGGGACCACUCCAGGCCCAGCCUCGGUAUCUGUGGUGGGCGCAUGGCGGGGAGGCCCACCCCACACAGGGUCCUCUGAGGACGGUACCCGCAGGCCUUCCAGUUGCGUUCUCUGGGUCCCAGGAGGGCCCUCCCGUUGGUCCUGCUCUUGUCCCGCAGCCCUGACGUGGGUCUGGUGGCCUGGGGCCUUGGGAAACACAGUUGCCUCCCCAGUGCCCUCUGGUCCCCAGCUGGGAGUUCCCUCGGCCUAAAUCCUCCGCCAGCUGGGCUGGAGCUGGGAUUAGCGCAGGGAUUGGGCCCGGGGCUGGGCGGGUCUGAGGUCCUUUGCUCCCCCAGCCUUGGGAGGCGGCUGCGUCAGGGACUUCUUGGUGGCCCUGGAGGGUGUAUAGGCUGGCCUGGGGGCCAUCAGGACAGCAGGUGACGGUCAGGCCAAUGCCAGCCGGGCCCAGGCACAGCCCUGUGGGGGCUUCGGAGGGCCCUGAGGAGGAGGAAGAGGAGGGGAAGAGAAGGCCUCACGGAGUUCCUGCCGUCAGCACUGCCGCUGCCUGACCUCCGCUGCCUGAGGGCCAGUGGGGCCUCUGUGGCCUCCGUGAAGCAGGCCCAGCUGUCAUCAGGCCAUGUCUGGCCCCUGGCCCUCCCCUGACAGCCGGACCAAGGGAACGGUGGCCUGGCUGGCGGAGGUGCUCCUCUGGGUUGGAGGGAGUGUGGUGCUGUCUUCAGAGUGGCAGCUCGGCCCCCUGGUGGAGCGGUGCAUGGGUGCCAUGCAAGAGGGGAUGCAGAUGGUGAAGCUACGUGGCGGUUCCAAGGGCCUGGUCCGCUUCUACUACCUGGACGAGCACCGCUCCUGCAUCCGCUGGAGGCCCUCACGCAAGAACGAGAAGGCCAAGAUCUCCAUCGACUCCAUCCAGGAGGUGAGUGAGGGGCGGCAGUCGGAGGUCUUCCAGCGCUACCCUGACGGCAGCUUCGACCCCAACUGCUGCUUCAGCAUCUACCAUGGCAGCCACCGUGAGUCACUGGACCUGGUCUCCACCAGCAGCGAGGUGGCGCGCACCUGGGUCACUGGCCUGCGCUACCUCAUGGCCGGCAUCAGCGACGAGGACAGCCUGGCUCGCCGCCAGCGCACCAGGGACCAGUGGCUGAAGCAGACGUUUGACGAGGCCGACAAGAACGGGGACGGCAGCCUGAGCAUCGGUGAGGUCCUGCAGCUGCUGCACAAGCUCAACGUGAACCUGCCCCGGCAGAGGGUGAAGCAGAUGUUCAGGGAAGCGGACACGGAUGACCACCAAGGGACGCUGGGUUUUGAAGAGUUCUGUGCCUUCUACAAGAUGAUGUCCACCCGCCGGGACCUCUACCUGCUCAUGCUGACCUACAGCAACCACAAGGACCACCUGGAUGCCGCCAGCUUGCAGCACUUCCUGCAGGCGGAGCAGAAGAUGACGGGUGUGACCCUCGAGAGCUGCCAGGACAUCAUCGAGCAGUUUGAGCCAUGCCCAGAAAACAAGAGUAAGGGGCUGCUGGGCAUCGAUGGCUUCACCAACUACACCAGGAGCCCUGCUGGUGACAUCUUCAACCCUGAGCACCACCAUGUGCACCAGGACAUGACGCAGCCGCUGAGCCACUACUUCAUCACCUCGUCCCACAACACCUACCUCGUGGGUGACCAGCUCAUGUCCCAGUCACGGGUGGACAUGUACGCUUGGGUCCUGCAGGCUGGCUGCCGCUGUGUGGAGGUGGACUGCUGGGAUGGGCCCGACGGGGAGCCCAUUGUGCACCAUGGCUACACUCUGACCUCCAAGAUCCUCUUCAAAGACGUCAUUGAAACCAUCAACAAAUAUGCCUUCAUCAAGAAUGAGUACCCAGUGAUCCUGUCCAUCGAGAACCACUGCAGUGUCAUCCAGCAGAAGAAAAUGGCCCAGUAUCUGACUGACAUCCUUGGGGACAAGCUGGACCUGUCAUCAGUGAGCAGUGAAGAUGCCACCACACUCCCCUCUCCACAGAUGCUCAAGGGCAAGAUCCUCGUGAAGGGGAAGAAGCUCCCAGCCAACAUCAGUGAGGAUGCGGAGGAAGGCGAGGUGUCUGAUGAGGACAGCGCUGAUGAGAUUGAUGAUGACUGCAAGCUCCUCAAUGGAGACGCAUCCACCAAUCGAAAGCGUGUAGAGAACAUUGCUAAGAGGAAACUGGAUUCCCUCAUCAAGGAGUCAAAGAUUCGGGACUGUGAGGACCCCAACGACUUCUCCGUCUCCACACUGUCCCCAUCUGGAAAGCUCGGACGCAAGAGCAAAGCUGAAGAGGACGUGGAGUCUGGGGAGGAUGCCGGGGCCAACAGACGCGACGGCCGCCUCGUUGUGGGAAGCUUCUCCAGGCGCAAGAAGAAGGGCAGCAAGCUGAAGAAGGCGGCCAGCGUGGAGGAGGGAGAUGAGGGUCAGGACUCCCCGGGAGGCCAGAGCCGAGGGGCAACCCGGCAGAAGAAGACCAUGAAGCUGUCCCGGGCCCUCUCUGACCUGGUGAAGUACACCAAGUCCGUGGCCACCCAUGACAUAGAGAUGGAGGCGGCGUCCAGCUGGCAGGUGUCGUCCUUCAGCGAGACCAAGGCCCACCAGAUUCUGCAGCAGAAGCCGGCGCAGUACCUGCGCUUCAACCAGCACCAGCUCUCCCGCAUCUACCCGUCCUCCUACCGCGUGGACUCCAGCAACUACAACCCGCAGCCCUUCUGGAACGCCGGCUGCCAAAUGGUUGCCCUGAACUACCAGUCAGAGGGCCGGAUGCUACAGCUGAACCGAGCCAAGUUUAGUGCCAACGGUGGCUGCGGCUACGUACUCAAGCCUGGGUGCAUGUGCCAGGGCGUGUUCAACCCCAACUCGGAGGACCCCCUGCCAGGGCAGCUCAAGAAGCAGCUGGUGCUCCGGAUCAUCAGUGGCCAGCAGCUUCCCAAGCCGCGCGACUCCAUGCUGGGGGACCGCGGGGAGAUCAUCGACCCCUUUGUGGAGGUGGAGAUCAUCGGGCUCCCUGUGGACUGCAGCAGGGAGCAGACCCGCGUGGUGGACGACAAUGGAUUCAACCCCACCUGGGAGGAGACCCUGGUGUUCACGGUGCACAUGCCGGAGAUCGCGCUGGUCCGCUUCCUCGUCUGGGACCACGAUCCCAUUGGGCGUGACUUCAUUGGCCAGAGGACGCUGGCCUUCAGCAGCAUGAUGCCAGGCUACAGGCACGUGUACCUGGAGGGGAUGGAAGAGGCCUCCAUCUUCGUGCAUGUGGCUGUCAGUGACAUCAGCGGUAAGGUCAAGCAGGCUCUGGGCCUAAAAGGCCUCUUCCUCCGAGGCCCAAAGCCCGGCUCGCUGGACAGUCAUGCUGCUGGGCGGCCCCUGGCCCGGCCCUCCGUUAGCCAGCGGCUCCUGCGGCGCACAGCCAGCGCCCCGACCAAGAGCCAGAAGCCGGGCCGCAAGGGCUUCCCGGAGCUGGUCCUGGGCACACAGGACACAGGCUCCAAGGGGGUGGCAGACGACGUGGUGCCCCCCAGGCCCGGACCUGCUCCGGGAGCCCCAGCCCAGGAGGGGCCCGGCAGCGGCAGCCCCCGAGACACCCGCCCCCUCUCCACGCAGCGGCCGCUCCCCCCACCGUGCAGCCUGGAAACCAUUGCUGAGGAGCCCGCCCCAGGCCCUGGCCCCCUGCCACCAGCGGCUGUCCCCACCAGCUCUUCUCAGGGACAGCCCCCGUACCCCACAGGACCCGCAGCUAAUGUGGCAAGCCCCCCACAGGACACUGAGGAGCCCCCAGAGGACCCGGAGGAGCCCCGAGACCGCGGGCCUCGGCCAUGCGAUGACAAGGGCCCUGGCAGGGCGUACGAGGGGGCCCCUGACAGCCAGACAAACGGCAGGAGCCAGCCCCGGACCCCGGGCCACCUGCCCGUGAUUAGAAGGGUGAAGAGUGAGGGGCAGGUGCCCACGGAGCCCCUGGGAGGAUGGCGGCCCCUGGCCGGUCCCUUCCCGGCCCCUGUUGUGUACUCUGACGCCACGGGCAGUGACCGGCUAUGGCAGCGGCUGGAGCCAUGUGGCCACCGAGACAGCGUUUCCUCCUCCUCCAGCAUGUCAUCCAGUGACACUGUCAUUGACCUCUCCCUGCCCAGCCUGGGCCUGGGCCGCAGCCGUGAGAGCCUCGCUGGAGCCCACAUGGGACGCCUGCCCCCCAGGCCCCACUCAGCUUCAGCUGCCCGCCCAGACCUGCCACCUGUGACCAAGAGCAAAUCCAACCCCAACCUGCGGGCUACGGGCCAGCGGCCUCCCAUGCCUGAUGAACCGCGGCCCAGACCCCUGGCCCCACGGAUGCCUGGCCUCCCCUUCCGGCCUCCCCGGGGCUGCCUUUCCCUGGUGGGCCUGCAGGACUGCCCCGUGGCUGCCAAGUCCAAGAGCCUGGGGGACCUCACUGCUGAUGACUUUGCCCCUAGCUUUGAGGGCGGCUCUCGCAGCCUGAGCCACAGCCUGGGCCUCCCGGGAGGGACACGGCGGGUGUCGGGGCCAGGGGUGAGACGAGACUCCCUGACAGAGCAGCUGCGCUGGCUCACAGUCUUCCAGCAGGCAGGAGACAUCACGUCACCCACCAGCCUGGGCCCGGCUGGGGAGGGGGUAGCAGGCGGCCCUGGUUUUCUGCGGCGCUCCUCCUCCCGCAGCCAGAGCCGCGUGCGUGCCAUUGCCAGCCGGGCCCGCCAGGCCCAGGAGCGGCAGCAGAGACUGCAGGGCCUGGGCCGGCAGGGACCCCCAGAAGAGGAGCGGGGCACCCCCGAGGGCGCCUGCUCCGUGGGCCACGAGGGCAGUGUGGAUGCGCCAGCACCCUCCAAGGGAGCCCCUGGGCCAGCAUCCGCGGCCGCUGAAAACCUGGUCCUGCUCCGCCUCUGACCCUGUCAGUGGUGGGAACCUGGGCGGCUCUGGAGACCCAGGGUAGGGGUGGGCGUGUU